Messenger RNA from Westerdykella ornata, 2445 nucleotides. Its product is annotated as ARM repeat-containing protein. The record is from RefSeq and is a predicted model, not a curated record. The coding region runs from base 1 to 2445 and encodes 814 amino acids. Gene Ontology annotation, cellular component: cytoplasm. The transcript has 7 exons. Gene Ontology annotation, biological process: post-transcriptional regulation of gene expression. Lineage: Eukaryota; Fungi; Ascomycota; Dothideomycetes; Pleosporales; Sporormiaceae. Gene Ontology annotation, molecular function: mRNA binding.
AUGAGUCUCAACUUAACCUCCGACGGAUCUCCAACGCCUCGCAAGACCUUGGGACGUUUCAACAUGGCUGACGAUCUUGGUGGCAACUCGUCCCCUGAUUCUCUGGGAGCGGUAGGCUCUCGCUAUGCAUAUAAAAUUCCUAUCCAACUCUGGCCGCCAUCAUUGACCUCGCAGUUGCAGGGCGUCAAGCGGCCCCUCAAUCUGUCUGCUCGCAAGCACAAUCUCCAAGGCCAGGACAAUGCCUCCACCUGCUCUGAUGCCACCAUUGUCGACCCAUACAAGCUAAAGGUUGAGCAAGUCCCCCAAGGCCAAGGCCCGUCUGUUGUCGACGCCCUCCUCUCACGUCUCAACGAACCAGUCCCGCACUUGUCGUCGCCCAUUACCCCCACCCCUACUUCGAGCUUCGGGUCCGACGCCGCGAAUAUCCACUCAUCCAAUGGCUCCGUGCCCAUUACUCCAGCCACCGACGAAUUCCCUCCUAGCGCCAUGGUGGUGGACACUGCUGAGUUUCAACGACUCAAGGAUGAGCUGCAGCAGGCCCGCAACGAGCUUACACGGAUGAAUCAAGAGCUUCACACCACAAAUCAAAUCAAGUCGACAUUUGAUCAUGCUAUGGGCCCUUCCUCGUCGGACACAGACUACUACUACAAGGGUGAGGUCAGCGAGCAGACCAUUACUCAACUGCAGAGUCGCUUCAACGCUUCGACGCGCCCCAUCGUAGGACGUCUGGAUGUUUGGCCGACGCAAGAGGACAAUAUGUCUGAGAAGGGCGACCCGAAGAAUUUUGGCCCGGCCAUCUGGAACAACCCAGGCAGGCAGCCUCAGUAUACCCCCGGUUGGGGAGUACCCUUCAACAAUCAGACCUUCGGUCCGAUCCAGCCUCGCCCGGUCACUGGACAGUCAGGCUAUCGUCGCAACGGCUUCUUGAACGAGCCCACUCACUUCCCGCUGGAUCAGAACUUUCGCGGUGGUUUAGCCUCCAAUCCCCCUAGUCGCCCAAGCUCUGCCUUCGAUGGGCCUCGCUUCAAUUCUUGCACUGGGUACAACAAUGCUCUGAUCCCUGCCGGGAAUGUCAGCCCCACGAUGCCGUCCAUGCAUGCGCCCAUUGGCAUGUAUGGCUCUUCCGCGGCUUUGACUCCCUAUGGACGUGGUAUGCACAUGGGAACGCGCCUGUCACCCGAGGCAGCUGAAUUCAGUGUUGAGACGAUGCCUUCCACCCCGUGGAAUUCUCAGGCCCCCAGCGAGUCUGGUCGUUAUAUCACCCCGGUUGAGCCUGUGAACUAUCGCCGUCUCCUUGAUCGUAAUGCCAACUGCGACUGGAAGUGGAUUGUCGACAAGAUUAUCUGCAACAAUGACCAGCAAGCUUCGAUUUUCCUGCAGCAGAAGCUAAAGGUCGGCACGCCGGAGCAGAAGUACGAGAUUGUGGAGGCAAUCAUUGCUCAGGCAUACCCACUUAUGAUCAAUCGUUUCGGGAACUUCCUCGUUCAGCGUUGCUUUGAGCACGGUACACCGGAUCAGAUCGUUGCAAUUGCGCAAGCCAUUCGCGGCAAUACCCUCAAUCUCAGCAUGGAUGCUUUCGGUUGCCACGUCGUCCAGAAGGCCUUUGACGCUGUUCCGGAGGAAUACAAAGCUACCAUGGUCCAUGAGCUCCUCCGCCGCAUCCCCGAAACUGUGAUUCACCGUUACGCUUGCCAUGUUUGGCAGAAGCUGUUCGAACUGCGCUGGAGCGACUCUCCUCCCCAGAUCAUGCGAUAUGUUAAUGAGGCCCUCCGCGGAAUGUGGCAUGAAGUAGCGCUUGGUGAGACAGGUAGCUUGGUCGUUCAGAACAUCUUCGAGAACUGCCUUGAGGAAGACAAGCGCCCCUGCAUCAAUGAGGUCCUCGCCAGCAUCGAUGUCAUUGCCCAUGGACAAUUCGGCAAUUGGUGCAUUCAGCACAUUUGUGAACACGGAGCUCCCGCUGACCGCAACCGCGCGAUUGAGCACAUUCUGCGAUUUGCCACCGAGUACAGUAUGGAUCAGUACGCUUCCAAGGUGAUUGAGAAGUGCCUCAAGAUCGGAGGUAAUGAGUUCCUUGAUCGCUACUUGGAGCGUGUCUGUGAGGGUCGUCCUGAGCGUCCCCGCAUGCCAUUGAUCGACAGUAAAUCUAUCCUUCCUAAGCUUCUUGCUCGACUUGUGCUAACAACCCCACCAGUUGCUGGUGACCAGUUCGGAAACUACCUGAUCCAGUACAUCUUGACCAACAGCAGCGCUCAUCACCGCGAGCUUGUCGCCUCUCACGUCCGCAAGCAUAUGGUCUCCCUCCGCGGCUCCAAGUAUGGUUCACGCGUUGCCAUGCUUUGCUGCAACCCUGCCUUGGCUACUCGUCCCGGACCGCCCGCAGGCAUGCAACUCAACCGCUAUGGGACCUCUCAGCGCAGCAAUGGUUACAACGCCUUCCGCGCCUAG